UUAGGUUGGCGGGUAAGACGAGUCCUGGAGCUCCGCGGUGGUUCCAUUAUGAUACCAGAGGCAAUGGACGCGUGCUUCGACGCUUUCGACAAGGAUAAGGACGGUUAUCUGUCGAUCGACGAGUUCGAGCUCAUCUGCAAGGCGCUGUUUCGCAACGAGCGGGGCAAGGUUUAUGGCAUCGAGGAGGACCGGCUGAGGGAAAUCUUCGAUGUCUUCGACACCAAUGGAGACGGGAAAAUCGACCGCAAAGAGUUCGAGAUGUGCUGGAACCGUUGGAUCAAGGUGUGCACGAGGCCAAAGUGCGCCUUGCUCGUGGUGGACGUGCAAAACGACUUCAUCAUCGGUUCGCUGGACAUUAAAAAGUGCGCGGCCCGCCACGACGGCUCCGAGGUGAUAGAGCCCAUAAACAAGCUCGUCGACACCGUUCCCUUCGACGCGAUUUUCUACUCCCUCGACUGGCAUCCGGUCGACCACGUGUCCUUCAUCGACAACUUGCAUCUCCGGGAGCUCGACGAAACGAGCGCCAUCCCCAAGGACGAGGCACGGGUGUACGACACGGUGACCUUCAAGGGCCCACCUUUGAUGAACCAGCGGCUCUGGCCCCGGCACUGCGUCCAGGACACGUGGGGCGCGGAGCUGCACAAGGACCUGAAGAUCGCCGAGGGCGCCGUCAAGGUGUACAAGGGCACCAACCCGGAGAUAGACUCGUACUCGGUGUUCUGGGACAACAAGCGGCUCUCGGAGACGUCCCUGCACUCGCAGCUGCGCGAGAUCGGGGCUACCGAUGUCUUUGUCUGCGGGGUCGCCUACGACGUGUGCGUCGGUGCCACGGCUGUCGACGCCCUGGGCAGCGGUUACCGCACUGUGAUGAUCGACGACUGCUGUCGGGGUGUUGAUCUCGUCGACAUCGAGAAGACCAAAGCGACGAUUAUGGGAAGCCAUGGGGUGGUUGUUACGUCCAGCCAAGUGUUGGCGAUGGUCGAGGGGAAGGACAGGAGACCCGAGCUGGGCUACAAGCUCGCCAUGGAGAUCAAAAAGUCCCGGAAGGCUAAGGAGGCCCGGAGAAUCGACGAAUGCGGGCCGUAGAUUUUGUGUACUUAAUUUUUUUUCUCUCGAUUCAUGCAGUAAUUUU
Molecule: messenger RNA, 1132 nt
Organism: Copidosoma floridanum
Lineage: Eukaryota; Metazoa; Arthropoda; Insecta; Hymenoptera; Encyrtidae
Gene: Naam
Product: Nicotinamide amidase
Molecular function (GO): calcium ion binding
Source: RefSeq, a predicted model, not a curated record